UUAAGGGGGUCGCUUGGUUAAAUGUGCGGUUGUGUGGUGGAGGGGAAGGCGCUCCCGCUGUUGGCUUGACUCUUUGCAAGUCGAGCACGCACUUUUUUGCGUCCCACAGCAGCAACAGAAGAGGAGGAAGAAGGCGAGGGAGCAGACAGAACCGCAGAGGAGGUACAUUCACUUUUUUCUGAGUGUCGCUUUAGUGCACGACUGGAUUGCAGAUGUCCCUGCAGCGGGACACUCUGCCUGGCGGAUUUACAUAAAAGUGUUGUUUUUUACCAAAGUUGGCGGAGUUAUAUAGAAGUUUGUUUUUUUACAAGAAAAGUUGACUACUUUCGACUUUUUCCAAGUGCCCCGGUUGUUUGAACCGGCCGUUGUCCCGGUCAUCCCUCGCUUCUGCUUCCCCCUACAUGGAUGGUCCAGUGUCGGUCUCUGGAGCUCAGCACAGGCCGAGUUUGGAGCUUGGAAGGAGGGCCAAAUGUGCCGCCAACUCACCCGAGCACAGCGUUGAGGACUUGAUUCGGAUAUAAAAAAAAAGAAAGGAAGGGGAAAACAGGUGAAAAAGGAAAAAGUAAGCCACCAGACCCUCAGCUAUGGGUUGCAUGCACUUACUGAUGUGCUUCUCACUCAGUCAACUUUUGCUGGAGUCCACUUUUGCUGCAGGAGCCCACGACAAACUCUCUGGAAAGUUAAGUGAAUACGGUCUUAUCGUGCCAUUCAGCUCAGACUCUCACGGCCGCUACAUGUCUCACCUGGUCUCCACUGGAGGCACUCCUGAGGAUGGAGAUGAUGGGAACAGCAGCAGCAGCAGGAGGAGGAACACCAGGAGACGAAGGGUGGCCCGCGGUGCCCCCGAGAUGCCCUCAUUGACUCCCGGCUCGGCCCAGCGCUUGUUUUUCAACGUGACCAUCUUUGGCAAGGAGCUGCACCUUCGGCUGAGGGCCAACAGGAGGCUGGUGGCCCCGGGGGCCUUUGUGGAGUGGCAGGAGGACUUUGAGGAGAAGGCCAAGGAGCGAGUUCACAGGGAUUGUGUCUUCACCGGGGACGUGAGCGACAUGCCCGACGCCACCGUGGCCAUCAGCAACUGCGAUGGACUGGCAGGGUUGAUCCGCACCAACAAUGGCGAGUUUUUCAUAGAGCCCCUGGAGAAGGGCCAGCAGGAUGUGGAGGUGAAGGGGCGUGUGCAUGUGGUUUACCGCAGGUCGGCCAUCAAGCGGGAAGCCGGCCAGCGCGGGGAGGAGCUCCGCAAUGAAGUGGUCGACUUCGGCAUCGCCGACCUCCCGGCAGCUAUGGACCUGGUCCAGCACAAACUGUCCGAGGCCGAGCGCAAGCGCAGGCACGCCAAGAAGGACGACUACAACAUUGAGGUGCUGCUCGCCGUGGAUGAUUCGGUGGUGCGCUUUCACGGCAAAGAGCACGUGCAAAACUACGUCCUCACGCUAAUGAACAUUGUGGAUGAAAUCUAUCACGAUGAGUCUUUGGGAGCCAACAUCAACAUCGUCCUGGUUCGCAUGAUCAUGGUCGGGUAUCGACAGUCCAUCAGCCUGAUCGAGCGUGGCAACCCGUCCCGCAGCCUGGAGCAGGUGUGCCGGUGGGCCAACACGCAGCAGCGCGGUGACCCCGACCACGCCGAGUACCACGACCACGCCAUCUUCCUCACAAGGCAAGAUUUUGGUCCCGCAGGUAUGCAAGGUUAUGCUCCGGUGACUGGGAUGUGCCAUCCGCUGAGGAGCUGCACUCUGAACCAUGAGGACGGCUUCUCCUCCGCCUUUGUGGUCGCUCAUGAGACGGGCCACGUGCUGGGAAUGGAGCACGACGGCCAGGGGAACCGCUGUGCCGAUGAGACCAGCAUGGGCAGCAUCAUGGCGCCGCUCGUCCAGGCGGCCUUCCACCGCUACCACUGGUCCCGCUGCAGCAAGCAGGAGCUGAGCCGCUACAUUCAGUUUGUUUCCCUCCCAUCAUUUCCUACUAUUUUUCCUGAUGUUUCUCUGUCUCAUCAUUAUCUCCCUCCCAGCUCCUACGACUGCCUUUUGGAUGAUCCCUUUGAGCACAAGUGGCCCAAGCUUCCGGAGCUCCCCGGAAUCAAUUAUUCAAUGGACGAACAGUGCCGCUUUGACUUCGGUGUCGGUUAUAAGAUGUGCACGGCCUUCCGUACGUAUGACCCCUGCAAGCAGCUGUGGUGCAGCCAUCCCGACAACCAGUACUUCUGCAAAACAAAAAAAGGGCCACCGGUGGAUGGUACUGAAUGUGCUCCAGGAAAGUGGUGUUUCAAAGGUCAUUGCAUCUGGAGGUCCAGCCAGGAGCCUCAAGGCCACGACGGGAGCUGGAGCUCCUGGUCCAAGUUUGGCUCUUGUUCACGGACGUGCGGAGGAGGAGUUCGCUCCCGUAGCCGACAAUGCAACGACCCCCCGCCGGCCUACGAUGGACGCGAUUGCCCCGGCUCGGCGUUCGAUUACCAGAUGUGCAACACAGAGGAGUGCGCCGGCCCCUACGAGGACUUCCGUGCUCAGCAGUGCCUCCAGAGGAGCAACAAAUACCACAACAACAUGAAGCACACCUGGCUGCCGUAUGAGCACCCGGACGAGAGUCGCAAGUGUGAGCUGAGCUGCACGUCCAAGGAAACGGGGGAGGUGGUCUUCAUGAACCAGGUGAUGCACGACGGGACCCGCUGCAGCUACAGUGACCACUUCAGUGUGUGCGCCCGAGGCGAGUGUCUGCACGUCGGCUGUGACAAGGAGGUCGGCUCAUACAAAGAGCAGGACAAGUGUGGUGUGUGCGAGGGGGACAACUCGCAUUGUCGCACUGUCAAGCUGACGCUCACCAAGACGCCUAAAAAGAACGGCAUGCUGAAAAUGUUCGACAUUCCCGUUGGAGCCCGUCACAUCGUCAUCGAGGAGAACGACACCUCUCCCCAUUUAAUUGCGGUGAAGAAUCAAGUGACAGGCAACUUCAUCCUCAACGGCAAAAGUGAGGACACCGAAUCAAAGACCUUCAUCGAGAACGGUUUACAAUGGAACUACACUAUCGAGGGCGGCGGGAAGGAGACCCUGCGGACGUCCGGCCCUCUGCAUGAAGCCAUCUUAGUGCUGGUCAAUCCGCGGGAAGAGGAGGCAAAGAUCAGCUUGACGUAUAAAUACAUCAUACAUGAGGACCUGCUGCCUCUCAUCACCAACAACAACGUCCUCCUGGCCGAACUGGACACGUACGAGUGGGCGCUGAAAAGCUGGUCGCAGUGUUCCAAACCUUGCGGCGGAGGCAUACAGUACACCAAAUAUGGAUGCAGGAGAAAGAGCGACAGCCGCUUGGUGCACCGCAACUUCUGCGAGACCAGCAAGAAGCCCAAACCCAUCCGUAAGCGCUGCAACGUCCAGGUGUGCAGCCAGCCAACGUGGGUAGUGGACGAGUGGAGUCCGUGCAGCAAGACCUGCGGGAAGCAGGGCUACCAGAUGAGGGCAGUGCAAUGCAUGCAGGCGCUGCACAACGGCACCAACCGGCCCGUCCACAGCAAACACUGCACCGAGGACCGGCCGGAGCCGAGGAGGACCUGUAACCACACAGCAUGUCCCACACAGUGGAGGACGGGGGCGUGGUCUCAGUGCUCUGUUUCCUGCGGUGAGGGCAUCCAGCAAAGGCAAGUGGUCUGCAAGGCUAGCGACAACACCGUGGGUGACUGUGAGGGCGACAAGCCAGAGACAGUCCUCAUUUGCAAGCCGAGCUCUUGUCCAGGACAACCAGUGUCCCCUCUCAGCAUGGACAACUCCACCAUCAAAGAUGAAGCUUUGCGCCAAAGAGCUCCUAGCAACCCUGUUAUUAAAGUCUCCUCAAACGAGGCAUGCCAGGGAGAUAAAUCGAUUUUCUGUCAAAUGGAGGUUCUGGCUCGCUAUUGUUCCAUCCCUGGAUAUAAUAAGCUUUGUUGCGAAUCUUGCAACAAAAACCUUGCGAGUCCGGCUUCCACCUCAGAGGAACCACAGACCUCCACACCUUCCCACUUGGCCUCCCUCCAGUCUGCUCGACCCACUGCUACCCGAAAUCCCUUGCAAACCACUAAAACCAACAGCAGAGGACCGCGCUCCACGACCACUAGGCCGUCAACCACCAUCGCCCCAGCGUCCAUGGGCGGCAGCGCCCUCUACCGGGAUACGACCGCUGACACUCUUCUACCUCCGACACUGCUGACAGCCGAUGCCUCCAAGGAGCGCAGGCCCGACAGCACUUUAGGCCCGCUCGCCGCAAAGUCAAAAAGGGACCAUUUAGGAUCCGAGAGGGACUCCUCCGCGCAUGAAGCCGCGUAGCGAUGACGCACAUCUCACAUUUCUCCAGUGAGCAGACGGGCGAUUACCUCAUCCGACCUCUGAAAGAGCGAGGCUCCAGCUCUGUCCUUGGCGCUUCAAAGACAAAAAAAAACAAAGGUGCUGUAAACUGAAAGCAAAAAUAAUGUGAUGACUGCUUCGCUUCCUUCGUGUUUGUUUCUGUGUACGGUUGUUGCUGUUUUUCCUCCACAAGUGCAUCAGAACUACUAGUGAACUCGCGUCGUGAACAUGUGGGAGGUGUUAGCAGUGUCGACUGUGGAGGCUAGCAUACGUCACGGAGGUCAUUUACAGACAUUUGCUGUCAAAUGCAUGUAUCUCCAUUUUUUCCAGUUAAAAGUCUCACUUUAAUUGGAGAUACAAGGUUUCCUUUGGUGGAGCCACCUAAUUACGCUAACGAUAACAGUAUAACAUCGUUUUUUAACUUAACUGAUCUCAGAAGCCUGUUUUUCUUCAUGAAAAUGCAGGAAAAAGUGAGAACCAUUUCAAAUAUAUGGUGCCCUAAGAAUACUUUUUAUUUGCUAUUUGCCUUCUUGUUGGAGUUUUUAAUGAGUUAUUUAGCACUACCUUUGCUUAUCAAUACAAUACAAUUAGAAUAAAUCUUAAAUAUAUCUGGGUUUAUUUCCAAAAGACUUUCAAAUAAUGCCAUUUUCUAUGUAUUUUUAUUAUUUCUCAAAGGUAAUAUUUCAUUGAAAACACUAGACAGCUAACUUUUGAGUAAUGUUACCUAUAGAAAGGAAAAUCCACCAAACGCAAAAGUAUGCAAUACUGUUUAUCAUUUAAUACUUUAUUCAAGUCCAUAAUAGCGUAAAUGAUAAGAGGGCAGCGUCUGGCCUCCACAGUCAUCAUCCCUGGCAGGAAGCAUCAUGGUUUCUUCGUCCCUGGUGCUUUGUUUUUGCUUUUCAAAUCCAAUGUUGGAGGUUUUUUUUGUGAGCCACGUCUACCGUCAGUACACGCCUGCCUUGGUGGAGGAUCACUUAUGCUUUAAAACCAACAGUACCAUAUUUCUUUUUCUAACUGAUAUCUAUUUUUCAGAUAAUAAUGUAUAUAGUGUAAAUUCCCCCCAUUAGAAAAAAAAUUAACAAGUAAAAAUAAUAAUGAUGAGGGUGUGUGUGUGUGUGUGUGUGUGUGUGUGUGUGUGUGUGUGUGUGUUGGCAGCCAGAAGUGCAGUUGCUGGUAUUGUGAUGCCAUUCCCGCCUUGCAGUGCAUAACGUCAUGUUUGUUGUAUAGUUCUUGUAUAUACGUUGGUGAUGAAAGCUUUAAAUGUUAAUAUUUAUUGAAUUUUUAAGUGAAAAGUAAAAAAAACAA
Dunckerocampus dactyliophorus (ringed pipefish) is the source of this 5606-nucleotide messenger RNA. Its product is annotated as A disintegrin and metalloproteinase with thrombospondin motifs 14. The transcript has 21 exons. Gene Ontology annotation, cellular component: extracellular matrix. The record is from RefSeq and is a predicted model, not a curated record. Gene Ontology annotation, biological process: extracellular matrix organization; proteolysis. Gene Ontology annotation, molecular function: metalloendopeptidase activity. The coding region runs from base 585 to 4283 and encodes 1232 amino acids. NCBI's taxonomy places the organism in Eukaryota, Metazoa, Chordata, Actinopteri, Syngnathiformes, Syngnathidae.